Uranotaenia lowii is the source of this 2697-nucleotide messenger RNA. RefSeq lists its product as uncharacterized. NCBI's taxonomy places the organism in Eukaryota, Metazoa, Arthropoda, Insecta, Diptera, Culicidae. The transcript has a single exon. The record is from RefSeq and is a predicted model, not a curated record. Bases 1 to 2697 code for a protein of 898 amino acids.
AUGGCUAGAAACUUACAAUCGCAGCUAAAAACUCUGCAAAAACGUGAACGACAAAUAGUGCUUAUGCUGGACAGUGUCGAUCGUUUUUUGCAACACUAUAAUUCGGAACAUGAUGAGUGUCAAUUAACUUCUAGGAUUCAAGCUUUGGAUCCAGUGUACAGUGAGUUUUACGAAGUGCGUGGAAAAAUAGAGAUUGCUUUGGAAGAGGCCGAUGAAAAGCUGGACAAGGAUUUGGAAGAGGACACUAAAAAGGAAGCAGAAAAGCAACGACAGGAUGAGAACGAGAGGAUUUUGCUGGAGUUUGAGGAUCGAUUUUUCGAGCUGAAAGGAAUGCUCAUGAAACUUCAAUCAUCGAAAUCAUCUCAGCCAAGCGACGAGUCGAGAUUCAGCCAAGAUCGGUCCGCCCCAUUCUCUCGUGUCAAGCUUCCAGAGAUUCGACUUCCAACCUUCAACGGGAAGAUCAAGGAAUGGGUGACGUUCAGAGAUAGCUUUCGGAGUCUCAUUCACUGCAAUCCUCAGCUAGGAUCUACGGAGAAGUUCACGUAUCUCAGGUCUGCCGUCACAAGUGAUGCGUUGAAGGAUAUCGCAUCCAUUGAACUCACCGAUGCCAACUAUGAUGUCGCUUGGGAUAUUUUGGAGGAGCGUUACGAGAAUCGUAAGCUCAUUGUGAAGGCUUACCUGGACGCAUUAUUCGCUUUAGAACCUCUGAAGAAAGAAGGCUACGACGGGCUGAAUAAUCUGAUCACCGAGUUCGAGAAGAAUCUUCAGAUGUUGCAGAAGGUCGAUGAAGAAACCGAAGGCUGGAGUACAAUCCUGGGUUACAUGCUGAGCGCCCGUCUUGAUCCUGUUACUCUUCGAAAUUGGGAAACACACCAUAACAGCAAGGAAGUUCCCAGGUACGAAGACCUCAAGAAGUUUUUACGCAACUAUUGCAGUGUUCUCCAAUCUGUAGCGCCAUCGAAAGGGUCAAGUUCAACAGACAACAAGCAAUCCAGGAGUUCAGUAUGUAAUACCGCAUACAAGUCGUCGAAUCGGUGUCCAUUCUGCAACGAUCCGUGGCAUUCACCCUUCCACUGCCAGAAGUUCAUGCGUCUCAAAUUGUCUGAGCGUUUGGAUGCGGUUAAUCGAGCCAGAGUCUGCCGUAACUGUUUCCAGAGUGGUCAUUUCGCAGCGAAUUGCAGCCGAAGUACCUGUCGUCAUUGUCACCAGAAGCAUCAUUCGUUAAUCCACGCGUCGCGAUCCUCCGUUCCACACCCGUUGAAUCCGAAGCCUUAUCAACAGUCAACCUCACAACCCAUCGUUCAACAAGCAUCGUUCCAACAGCCGAAUCCACAACUCCAACCAACAAACACCGAGAACUUGCACACCUCAACACAAAAUGCACCAACAACCUCACAACACACAAACACACAACAAACCUCAACACAUAGUAACACCAGUCAAAAUUAUGUCGCACUUCCUGCUUCUUCGCAACACUGCCUCAUGACACGUGACUUCUCUCGCAAGCUGCGCUUCGUUGAAUCUCCCACGUUCCUGUCGGUCCAAGGUAUUGGAUCAUCGCAAAGUGUUUCAACAAAGGCUGUGAGCGCUGAAAUAACUCCCCGUUCGCCGAAGAUGUCCCGUUUCCAGGAAACUGUGCAAUUUUUCGUUUUGCCAAAGCUCACUCUUCAUUUGCCAACAACUUCGUUUGAUCCAUCCACUUUGUCGCUUCCUGAUGCAUCGCUCCUGGCAGAUCCGUAUUUCCAUGAGUCGAGGCGCAUAGACGUAAUAAUUGGCGCUGAAUAUUACAUGGACUUGCUCACAAACGACAGAAGGAAGAUAACUGCAAACGGACCAACUUUACAAAAGACCGUAUUCGGAUGGAUUGUCUCGGGUCGAGUAUCAAGCGCAACACCAUCCAUUUCUCAGACUUAUGUUUGUUCAACUGUAGAUCUUCAAGAUCAACUGAUGAAGUUUUGGGAACUGGAAACCUGCCGCGUUAAAAGCGUCCUGUCGAUAGAAGAAUCGUUGUGUGAAAAGAUCUUUCGAGAAACUACGAUACGUGACACUGAUGGCCGAUUCGUCGUUACGCUUCCCAAGAAAGAGUCUGUGAUUGAUCAAAUCGGCAACUCACUCACGAGAGCUGCUAGUCGUUUUACGGCACUGGAAAGGCGAUUUGAAACCGAUGCGGAUUUGAAGAAGUUGUAUGCUGCCUUCGUCCACGAAUACCUUGCACUAGGGCACAUGCAAGAAGUGUCAGACAAGUCGGAUCUAGAAAAAGGCUACUACAUACCGCAUCUCCCUGUGUUUAAACCUGACAGUACGACGACAAAAUUGCGGGUGGUGUUCGAUGCAUCAUGCAAGUCAUCCUCUGGUGUUUCGUUGAAUGAUGCUCUCAUGGUGGGACCCGUCGUCCAGGAUGAGCUGCUGGAUAUCACGCUACGCUUCAGGCUUCAUCAGUACGCGAUUGUAGCUGACAUAGCCAAGAUGUAUCGAAUGAUCAAGGUGCAACGUGGGGAUCAUCGGUGGCAAAGGAUUUUGUGGCGAGAUUCAAGAGAUGAGUCUAUUCGAACCUUCGAACUUAACACCGUUACUUACGGUACUUCCUCCGCCCCUUAUCUUGCUACAAGGUGUUUGCAACAAUUGUCCCAGGAUGGAGCUGAGGAAUAUCCGAUCGCAGCUGAGGUGCUUCUGCGUUCUACGUCGACGACAUGCUGA